Messenger RNA from Phalaenopsis equestris, 265 nucleotides. Its product is annotated as cytochrome b-c1 complex subunit 9-like. NCBI's taxonomy places the organism in Eukaryota, Viridiplantae, Streptophyta, Magnoliopsida, Asparagales, Orchidaceae. The transcript has 2 exons. The record is from RefSeq and is a predicted model, not a curated record. Gene Ontology annotation, biological process: mitochondrial electron transport, ubiquinol to cytochrome c. The coding region runs from base 86 to 265 and encodes 59 amino acids.
ACCCGCCGUCGCCGGCAGUCGCAACUAGCUUUUUUUGUUCUCCGGUGUUUCGGAGGUGGGAGAAGGCAUACUACACAUUCAAGAAAUGGAAUCCAUGGCGAGGAGUAGCGGGCGCGGUCUUUGGGAAUCUCUAUACCGUGUUCUCAUGCGCCGGAACUCCGUCUACGUCACUUUCGUCGUCGCCGGAGCUUUCGCCGGAGAACGGAUUGUAGACUAUGGAGUCCACAAGCUCUGGGAAUAUAAUAAUGUUGGGGUAAGAUUUUGA